AUGUAUUACACCAUUAGAUCUGACAGCAAGAAAGAAGAGGUGGAAGAGGAGGAGGACGAGCUUCCGCUUGGAGUAGAGGAACUGUUGGAAAGUGGGGAUCCCGUGCUGGACUUGUGCUACCGUAAAUUUAAGCGUUUACCUAAACGUGUUUAUGAACUGGAACAUCUGGAGAAGCUGUAUGUUUGUGGAAACAGCCUACGCACUCUGCCGGACAGCCUCUCUCGGUUGCAAGGUCUUCGGACCCUCGCCCUCGACUUUAACAAGAUGGAUGAUGUCCCUCCGGCUGUCUGCCAGCUCACUAACAUCACUUGCCUUUACCUGGGCAGCAACCGUUUGAUGGAUUUCCCUCCUGAGCUGACAAACCUGCAGAAACUGCGCUGCCUGUGGAUGGAAAGCAACUAUUUCCAGAGGUUUCCACGGCUGCUCUAUGAUCUGCCUAAUCUCAGGUCCCUUCAGAUUGGAGACAACCGGCUGAAGACACUGCCAUCUGACCUUUGGCGUAUGGAGUCUUUAACGGGAUUAUGGCUCUAUGGUAACCGCUUUGAAACCUUCCCCAGAGUCCUGCUGCGAAUGGAGAACUUGGAGAUACUAGACAUGGACCGCAACAAGAUAACAGAGUUUCCAAGCCUGAAGCGUCUCCAUGCCUUGCGCCUGUUUUCCUAUGACCACAACCCAGUGACUGCCCCUCCAAAGGUGGGUCCGGAGCUGUUUGUGGUUGGAGAGGGUGCUGCAGAGUUCUUGGAGGCACGCGAGGCCAGGGCCGAGAGGCGACGAAAGGCAGAGAAAGAGGCCGAAGAGCUGGCUCUGGCAGAAGAGGAGCCGGUGGUGAUUCAUGGCAUCCUGAAGAACAGCAGCUCCAAACAAGCAGCAAGCGAAACUGUGGCGACUUUAGAGGAAGAGGGGAAAGAGGAGGGGGAGGUGAUGGAGGGGGAGGAGACGUAUGAGGAUGAGGCUGAAUAUGAUGAAGAGGGGGGUGAGGGGAGAGGUUAUGAGGGAGAGGGGUUUGAGUAUGACGGAGAGGAGCUGGAGUAUGACAGAGCUCAGAUGGACUAUGAUUAUGUGGAGCUGGAGGACACGGGGGGGCAAGAUGAAGGGGCAUGA
This is a messenger RNA of Larimichthys crocea (large yellow croaker), 1101 nucleotides long. It is a transcript of the gene lrrc10b, whose product is annotated as leucine rich repeat containing 10B. The transcript is spliced from 2 exons. The record is from RefSeq and is a predicted model, not a curated record. NCBI's taxonomy places the organism in Eukaryota, Metazoa, Chordata, Actinopteri, Sciaenidae. Gene Ontology annotation, cellular component: cytoplasm. Gene Ontology annotation, molecular function: protein binding. Bases 1 to 1101 code for a protein of 366 amino acids.